This is a messenger RNA of Lactuca saligna, 699 nucleotides long. The record is from the annotation of a GenBank genome assembly. Lineage: Eukaryota; Viridiplantae; Streptophyta; Magnoliopsida; Asterales; Asteraceae.
AUGAAUCAAAACACCAACACCAACACCAAACUUAAUAAAUUCGUUUGCAGCAAAUGUUAUUGUGAUGAUCAAAAGCUGAUUCACAAUAUCUUUUAUCUUAGCCAAUACCAAAGGUUAUGCACAUCAUGUGUUCUUUUUACAUGCAAAGAGUUUUUUUGCCCCACCUGUUUUGGUGUCCAUGGUCUGAUUACACAAGAAACACUCAUCACCUGUCAAAGAUGUAAUUCUAAAUCUCAUCCCCUCUGCUUUUCCUCUAACCCUAGUCCCCUAGGAGCACCUCCGAUGUGUGCAUCUUGUGUGAACCCUGAGAAACUGAUUUUUAACCCUAUGGGGUUGAGAAUCAAAGGGGUUGAUCGGGUUAUGAAGAUUCUUGAUGAAAAGGCGAUUGUUUUGUUCUUGAUAGCAGCAAAGGUAGGGGGUCUGUUGAUGUGUGGGGUAAGUGAGGAAUUAGACUAUGAUGGUGGGAUGCUAGUAACAGAAACUGUUAUCGAACGUAAAAAAGAAAUAUUGGGGGUGAUUCGUGCUAUGAGAGAUCGUGAUUUGAAAAAUAAAAAUCGGAAUGUUGACUCACUGCUUGACUUUUCGAGUAGCGAGGAUGGAUAUGAUGAUGAUACUUCUUCUGAUAAUGGAAGGAUGGAAAGGUCAAGCAUUGAAGGUGAAGUUUCUAAAGCUGUACCUAUGGAGAGAGAUUAUCCGUAA